Acinonyx jubatus (cheetah) is the source of this 11187-nucleotide messenger RNA. RefSeq names its product toll like receptor 10 (gene TLR10). Gene Ontology annotation, molecular function: Toll-like receptor 2 binding; lipopeptide binding; transmembrane signaling receptor activity. Gene Ontology annotation, cellular component: membrane. The coding region runs from base 8355 to 10784 and encodes 809 amino acids. Gene Ontology annotation, biological process: cellular response to bacterial lipopeptide; inflammatory response; toll-like receptor signaling pathway. The record is from RefSeq and is a predicted model, not a curated record. Lineage: Eukaryota; Metazoa; Chordata; Mammalia; Carnivora; Felidae. The transcript is spliced from 3 exons.
UUUUGGUUUUUUUGUUUGUUUUAGUUAUUACUAGACCAGAAAGGGUAACUGGGCCCCAAAGAACUCUCAUCAAGGGAGGUGAGAUUUCAGAGAACAGACUGGAAUAAUUUCCACCCUGCCACCCCAACCAGAGAAUGAAGUCCCAGGAAGCUAUAGAGAUGUGCCCUCUUAAAAGGUUAGAUAAGGAGUCAACAAUAAGUUUAAUUGGGCAAUCACCCUUUAAAGACUGUGACAGUUACACCAGGUAGUCACGCAACUGUGGCCAGAUUUGAGGCAGGAGGGCUGAGAUGAUGAGUGUAGAAUGCUUCUAGCAUUACCAGUGAGUUUUGAGGUGGCUCAGUUAUUAGAAGACAGAGAGAGAGAAAGAGAGAGAGAGAGAGAGAGAGAGAAGGAAAUUCUGAGACACAUUACAACAUGGAAGAACCUCGAAAACAUUACACACUAAGCCAGUCACAAAAGGGCAAACAUUGCAUGAUUCCACUCAUAUGAGGUGCCUAAGGUAGUCAAACUCCUGCAGAGAAUGUAAUAGUGGACCCCACGGGUGGAGAGGAAGGGGAAUGUGGAGUUAUUGUUUAAUGAGUCUAGAGCUUAUGGUUGGGAAGAUGAGAAGAUCUACAGAUAGACAGUGUGAUGGUUGCACAACCAUAUGAAUGUACUUGAUGGCACCACACUUAAAAAUGAUUAGGGGUGGGGGCACCUGGGUGGCUCAGUCAGUGAAGCGUCUGACUUUGGCUCAGGUCAUGAUCUCACGAUUUGUGAGUUCGAGCCCUGAGUGGGGCUCUGUGCUGAUGGCCUGGAGCCUAUUUCAGAUUCUGUGUCUCCCUCUCUCUCUCUGCCCCUCCCCUGCUCAUGAUCUGUCUCUCUGUGUCUCAAAAAUAAAUCUUAAGAAAAAAAUUUUUUAAUGGUUAGGAGAGUCAGGGUGACUCAGUCGGUUGGGCAUCUGACUCUUGAUUUUGGCUCAGGUCGUGAUCUCACAGUUCGAGAGUUUGAGCUCUGCAUUGUGCUCUGCUCUGACAGUGCAGAACCUGCGUGGGACUCUUUCUCUCCCCCUCUCUCUGUUCCUCUCCCACUUGUGCUUGCUCACUCUCUCUCCAAAUAAAGAAACUUUUAAAAUGGUUAAAAUAGUAGAUGUUAUGUAUGUGUAUUUUACUGCCAUUUUUUUAAAAAGUGCUUGAAGAUUGUAAUAAAUUCAUGCAACGUGUAAUGCCAGUAGCAUGCAGUAGGGGGCAAAGGAGCUUAAGCUUCACUGAAAAGCUUGAUUCAAGCACGCCUGCAGCCAGUUCUGGUCCAGCCAACAAAUCAUCCACACCUGCAGCUUUGCUAGAGCCGCUGCAAGCCAGGGGGUGCUUGAGGGUUUGGAUUUUCUUUCACUGGUCGCUGAUUAAACCUGGUCAGUUCUUCUACUCAGAAUGGAUGAUCCCAUCCUUGUGGUGAGGUUUCUCCAGCUUUUAUUUUCCUGUAGUACAUGUUAAUAUCAUCUGCUUUGGCUAUUUAAAGCAUAUUUGUUGCUCCUUUACUAAAGUUCUGCAUUUGUGUUUUAUGUCAAAAAGUAGGAGCCCAUCUAAUAGAUUUUGUACAAUGUAGAUAUCUUGUUCAGUUUCCUGCAAAAGUCCACGGUGGCUGAAGAUGGCCAUGUGGCCGCUAUAGAGUACAGGAUGAUUAAUAGCACCUAAGCACCUGAUUCCUAGAAGAGCUUUACCACAGACCACCUAUACUGAGUGAUGAAUUGAAGUUCUGUGUACGGUCUAAGUUUUAUUUCAGUUCUCAUGAGUUCAUAACUUAGGAAUGGAUGUAGACAAAGUCUCUUGAGCUUUGUGAUACCUAGCAGAGUGACCUCUAGUAGCUGCAUGCCACUUCAGAGAAAGGCGCACGGGGUGGGAAGGGAGGAAGAAGCCACCAUAACAGCUAUCCCUGAGAGUGGAAUCAACAUGGGUAAUCACAUCCUAAAAAACUUCAUUUCACAGUUUGAAAAGCCUUCAAUCUGGGUGCCGGAAGGGACUAGAUAGGUCUGGGUUCACAUCCAUACUCUGUGACUUAUUCACUGAGUUACUUUGGGUAAGUUACUUAACCUCUGAGUUUUGGCUUCUCCAUUUGUGAAAUAGGGAUAAAAAUGGCCACCAUUUGGGGUGCCUGGGUGGCUCAGUCAGGAAAGCGUCCAACUUCGGCUCAGGUCAUGAUCCUGUGGUCCGUGAGUUUGAGCCCCAUGUCGGGCUCUGUGCCGACAGUUCAGAACCUGCAGCCUGCUUCAGAUUCUGUGUCUCCCUCUCUCUCUCUCUCUCUCUCUCUCUCUGUCUGCCCCUCGCCUGCUCAUGUAUGCGCACGUGCUGUCUCUCAAAAAUAAACAUUAAAAAAACCUUUUUUAAAAAGGCCACCAUUUUGUUAAGUUAUUGAAGGGAUUGAACAAGAUAGUGUAUGGAAAACAUUUAGCUCUAUGCCAGGCACAUAGGUGACACCCAAAAAAUGUCAUUCUUGCUCUUUCUUAUGUUGCAAAGAUUGUACAACAUGCUAUAGGUUUUAACCCUUUCUCUACUUUUUUGCAUCACUGGGAAAAGAAAAGUUAGAUGGUUAAGUAUUCUUUGAUAAAUCACUAACAGUCAUUUCAUAGUGUCUUUUGAUUUGGAUUUUUAAAUCAUAAGCUAUUAAAAGUCAUUCUCUUUUUUACCUAUUUUCAGCAGAGUAGUAAUAGUAGGAGGAGUAUGAUAAAAAUAUGCAAUACAUAUUGAAUGCAUCUUUCAUAAAAAUUUUAUGUUAUACUUUUUAAAAUGUUGUAAUGAAAUGCCAUAGUGCACAUGCAUUGACUGAGAGAUAGUACCUUUUUAUUUUCUUACAUUAAGGAAAGUUCAAAAGAGUUAGUUCCUCUCCCUUCUUUAGAAUAAAUUACAGAUGAGGUUGUGGUAUUGGGUAGGGAGAAGAGGUGAGUAAUGUAUAGAGAUCAUGACACCUCCUUUCAGGGGAUUCUAGAAGUAGCAACUAGGUUAGAUAUUGUCGCAUUUUUCAAGGGCUUAUAGCCUCUGAACCUAGGGGCUUUAAGUAAGCUGCUAAAAAUUUAAUUACUCUGUGAGAUGAUGAUGUUAAAAACACUUUUGUCAGUUUAAUGACUAUAACUGUCAGUGUCCUGCCAAGCCACAUUGGAUCCUGAGACAAAAGCAAAAUUCAGUAAUACUGAUCCUGUCUUCACGAAAAUUUUUGAUAUUUUGUUCAUUGUGAAUUUUUAUGUUAAAAGUAAUUUUAAAAUAUUCCAUUAAAACAUUGUUUAUCUUGAUUCUUGAAUUUCUUGACACUCCUUAAAAUUUGUGUCUGAAAUCACCCUACCCUUGGCCUAGAUAACUGCUACCAUUUGAAUAAGCCACACAUGGUAACAGUGAUUUAUAUACGUGAUCUCUUGUGCCUCUGCACAAAAUUUAUUUUAUAGAUGAAAAACUGAACCUUUCAGCAGUUAAAUAAAUAGUCUAGGUUAACACAGGCAGUAAAUGACUAAGAUAGGACUUGAACACAAAUCUAUCAGUCCCCAACACCAAACUCAUGAUCUGACCAUCAUGUACUACACCAUAUCAGGAAUUCACAACACAAAUUCAUUCAUUCAACACACAUUUUUGAGAACAUAUUAUGUGCCAUCAUGUGCUAAGAGAUACAGAAUUGAAUUUAUUUAUUUAUUUUAAAAGACUUUAUUUUUCAAAGUAAUCUCUACACCCAACGUGGAGCUCGAACUCACAACCCUGAGAUCAAGAGUCACACAUUUCAACAACUGAGCCGGCUAGGCACCCCUCAUUCAUAGAUACAUUUAAAGAGUAUUUACUGAGCAUGUGCUUUGUGCACUAUUCUAUUAGGUGGGGAUACAGAAGUGAAAAAGCUCAUCAGUUCCUUUCUUCUCUCAUGGGUGUAAGAUGUGGAAGAGACAGUCAAUAAACAAGUGCUCUGUUUUGAAGAGAAAUAAAAUAAGGUGAUGUGAACUAAUAGCAAGUCUGGCCAGUUUAGAUUAGGUAGAUGGUCAAGUCAGGACUCUUAGAGGAGAUAAACUUUUUUUUUCAAAAAUUUUUUUAUUGCUGAGAGAGAGACAGAGUAUGAGCAGGGGAGGGGCAGAGAGAGAGGGAGACACAGAAUUCGAAGCAGGCUCCAGGCUCUGAGCUGUCAGCACGGAGCCUGACGCGGGGCUCAAACCCACAGACCGUGAGAUCAUGACCUGAGCCAAAGUCGGAGGCUCAACCAACUAAGCCACCCAGAUGCCCUUAGGAGAUAAACUUUUUAAGCCAAGAUCUAAAUGAGAAGAGAGAUCCAGCCAAGGAAGGGCUGGGAAAGAGUAACCCAAGGGAGAGGGGGGCAGGAAAUCCAGUGCAAAGUCCUAAGGUCAGAGUGAGUAUAGUUGUGGCCAGGGAGCAAAAAGAAGGACAGUAUGACUGGAGUGUAGAGGGCCAGGAGAAGGGUGGUAUGAAGAGAGAUCCUAGAAAGAAGCAAGAGCAGCUCAUGGAGAGUGUUAUAAACCAAUUUCAGGUGUUUGGGUUUUAUUCUAAAUGUAACAGUAUGUAGUUAGGACAUAGGUUGGCUGCUGUAACAAAAUAUAGUGGCUUAAACAAGACAGGGCUCAACAGAAUGGUUCAGUCCAUGUCAGUCCUUAUAAGUAAUUGAUAUAAAACCUAAACUGUGUGGCAUUUGCAGACUUACUCAUUAGGUUCCUUGGACUCUAUGAUGGGAAAGUUUAAAGAAUUAGUAUGACUUAGUGAGAUAUAAUUUUAUUAUGAUUAGGUUAUUACAAGAUAUUUUGAAAACAAAUUUACCUUGACUCACCCUAGAGAAUCAAGGUAGCUGAGGGGCUAAGACACCAGGCACUGGACUCACCAUCUAUUAACUUUGUGACUCUGAGGCAGUCAUAUGACCUCUCUAAGCACCACCUUCCAUAUCUGUGAAAGGUAAACUGCGGUAGCAGUGAUGCUGUAAGGCUGUUGUUGUAAGGAUCAAGCUAUAUACAAUUAGUAUUACAUAGCUCAAUGAAUGUUAGUGGUUGUUAUUAAAAAGACAUCAAGUGGCCACUGCCUCAUUUGCAUGACAGAGUCAGUAGGGAGUGGAGAUGCUAUCUGCCUUGAAUAGAUAUAAAUGUAUGGAUUCAUCACCGAGGACAAGUUACUAAGGUCAUCCUAAAGGUGGGCAAUGGAUUAAUGUUAUGGUACUGGUAACAAAUUUAUUUUCCCAUAUUUUUAAAGUCUGGAAAAUUAUCAUGAACAUAAAGUUGUAUUAUAGGGGCUCUUUUUUUUAUGUUCUUAUAUUGAUCAUUGGAUGCUAUAUUAAGUGUCAUAUAAAAAGGAGUGACCAAGAAAAGGCUACCUGGGAUAAAUUGGAAGAAUAUUCUCAGUGGAAAGGUGAAAAUCCCAGGCCAGUUCCAGGUUACCAUCUUCUCAACCCCAUUCCCCACCCAGUGUCUUUUGUGCUUUCUUCCCCUGAGCACACAAUGGACAAGGAAUAUCAAAAUCAAAGUUUUCUCUUUACAGUCAUGUCACAAGAUGGUCAAGCAUUUCUGUAUCCAUUUUUCUAUAUUCUACAAAAUAGUUUUAUAAAGUAUUUCAUUUUUAAGUUAUUUUGGGAAAUGUCCACAUUUUCUAGAAUUUCUAAACAACAACGACAAACUUAGGCAGGUUCUAGAGAAAGAAAAAUCUAGAUGAGCAUGAGGUAAUAUUCCAGGUGUCCUCUUGUAUGAGUUCUGCCUGUUUUGUCCCCCCACCAUGCCUUCAUACAUAUUAUCUCAUUUAUUUGUCUUGAAACUCUGGGAGGGGAAUACUAUUUCCUGCAUUUUACAGAUGAGGAAACUCAUGGAUGCAGAAUUCUGAGGACUUUGAGAGAAGAGUCAGACUUCAAGUUGUUUGGACACAGAACAGAGGCAAUUAAAGAACUAAGUUUUUCAUAAUAUUCAUUAUUCAAUAUAUUUAUUAAGUACCCACUCUGCUGGGAACUUUUCUGGGCACUGGGGCUAUAGCAAUGAAUAAAACAGAUAGAACUUCUGUUCCUACAUAGCUUACAUUCUAGUAAGGGGUAAGAAAAGAGAGUCUAUAAAAAAAUAAUAAAUGUGCAUGUUAGGUGGUGAGAAGGGCUAGAAAGAAAAAUAACUUUUUGGGGCACCUGGGUGGCUCAGUUGGUUAAGCAUCUGACUUCAGCUCAAGUCAUGAUCUUGCAGUUCACGACUUCGAGCCCCACAUCAGGCUCUGCUGAUAGCUCUGAGCUUGGAGCCUGCUUUGAAUUGUGUGUCUCCCUCUCUCUCUCUCUGCCCCUCCCCUGCUCAUGCUCUGUCUCUCUCUGUCUCUCAAAAAUAAUGAACAUAAAAAUGUUUUUUAAAAAAGAAAAGAAACAUAACUUUAAGAUAAGGAGAAUAGAGAGUGGGGAGUGAUAUUUUGUAGAGGGUGGUCAAAAAAGUCUCUCUGAUGUGGUGAUCUUCAUGCAGAGAUGUGAAGGGAGUGAGGGAGCAUGCCACUUGUCAUCUAGGGAAAGUGUAUUUUGGAAAAAGAACAGCAAAUCCAAGUUCAAAAAUCUGAUGUGGGAGCAUGCUUGGAAAGUAUAAGGAAUGACCAGACUAGAGUUGGAGAAAUGGAUUGAAGAUGUCAGCUGUUGCAAGGACUCAGGAUUUUCCUCCAGUUGAAAUAAGAAAAUAGUGGAGGAUUUUUACUAGAAGAGGGUCAGAUUCUGAUGUACAUUUUAAAGAUUCCUCUGUUUGUUGGGUGGAAAUGACUGAAGAGGCACAAGGUUGAUAGGAAAGACCCCCUGGGUCUCUAUCAAGAAGUGGUUAGAUUCUAAUAUUAAAUUUGUAAACUCUUAAACUUUAUGUCUUCCUACACCAUGCACUGGGAAAACACCAAGGUGAGGUAAGUACCUUGGUGAGAGUUUUCCUGCUUAAUACAUGCGUGUAUAUUCUGCUUAAUACAUGUGCCCAAUACACACCAACCCUCACUUUCCUCAGGCUGGUCACUCCCACAGAACAGCAGGAGGAACAAAUGAUAUAAUACUCCAUGGGAAGAUAUGGUGUAGUGAGACCUCUCUGCUGUUCAUGCUAUCCCAUUGUUCUGAGAAGCUAUGUGUGUGUGUGCCCAUGUACCUGUGCAGACAUGGUGUAUAUAUGUUGGCACUGUAGAAAGCCCCCAAGAAAUGGAAACUGUUAUUAUCAUUAUUUCUCUUAUUUGUCAGUGAUCCAGAUUGCUGUUGCCACCAACCUGAAGACAUAUGGAACCAUAAGGACUGGAACCAUUCUGUUUAUUUCUGUUUUAGACCUUCCAUGUGCAUGGCUAAGCAUUGUUGAAAAUCAGAUAUUAGCUCAAAGGACUCUCUAUGUCCACAAAUGUAAAAGUUGAGGAACAAUUCCUUGACGUUAAUUCAGGAGCCCAUAGUAUUUGGUAAUAACAAAGUACCUUCAUUGAGAGUUUAAAUCUUGCACAAAAACUGCACAUAGAUGUUUAUAGCUGCUGUAUUCAUAAUUGCCAAAACUUGGAAGAAACCAACAUGUCCUUCAGUAGGUGAAUGGAUAAACAAACUAUGGUACAUCCGGAUAAUGGAAUACUAUCCUGUGCUAAAAGGAAACAAACUAUCAAACUAUGCAAAGAAUGGAGGAACUUUAAAUGCAUACUAGUAAGUAAAAUAAGCCAAUCUGAAAAAGCUAUAUACUGUAUGUUUCCAGCCAAAUGACAGUCUGAAAAGGACAAAACUAUGGAGACAAUAAAAAUAUCAAUGGUUCUAAAGGGUUGUGGAGUACAAGGAAGAUGAAUAGGCAGAGCAUCGAGGAUUUUUAGGGCAAUGAAUGUAUGCAUAAUGAUGAAUGCAUGCCACUAUACGUUUGUCCAAACUCAUAGAAUGUCCAACACCAAGAGUGAAAAAUAAUGUCAAUUGUGGACUUUGAGUGAUUAUACUGUGUCAAUGUAGGUCCAUCGAUUGUAACAAGUGUGCCAUGUUGCUAACUGGGGAGGCCAUGCAGGUGUGGGGUUGGGGGGAUAUGGAAAAAUUUCUAUACUUUCUCCUCAAUCUUUCUGUGAGCCUUAAACUUCUCUAAAAGAAUAAAAUCUUAAAAUUUUUCACUUUCAAUUUUCUUAAAGCCUUCAGGCUAUCCAAAUGGGAUGCAAGGGAGUGUUGAAUAUGGCCUGGCAAUGAAAUUCCGAAGUUGAACUGGGAGAAAGGCACUUCUGCCAACUAUUAUAUGUAUCCCUUCUGGGAAUUCUGACUUGCCUCAGUGAUGGGGAUAUGCACAGCAACUGGCUUGGAAAUCUGUAAGCCAAACUCUCAGAUCAUGUCACGAUCUCAGAUCAUGUCAAAGACUCAAUAUACAGGAUUUUGAACUCAUCUUCAUCAUCCAUAUGAAGGAACCAAGUGAUUGAAUCCUUGGAAUUACAAUGACACUUAUCAGAAGCGUUUAUGUAUUUUGUAGUAUUGUUAUGUCAGUGCUGGGCUACGCGUCAAAGCCGCCAGAAGACAGGGAAUUGACAACCAACUGCUCCAACAUGUCCCUAAGAAAGGUUCCUGAAGACUUGAGCCCAACCACAACCACACUGGAUUUAUCCUACAACCUCCUUUCUCAGCUUCAGAGUUCAGAUUUUCGUUCUGUCUCUAAACUGAAAGUUUUGAUUCUAUGCCAUAACAGAAUCCAAGAGCUGGAUAUCAAGACCUUUGAAUUCAACAGAGAGUUAAGAUAUUUAGAUUUGUCUUACAACAGAUUGAAGAUUGUAACUUGGUAUUCACUGGCAGGUCUCAGACAUUUAGAUCUUUCUUUCAAUGACUUUGACAGUGUGCCUAUCCAUGAGGAGGCUGGCAACAUGUCACAUCUGGAAAUCCUGGGUUUGAGUGGGGCAAAAAUACGAAAAUCAGAUUUCCAGAAAAUUGCUCAUUUGCAUCUAAAUACAGUCUUCUUAGGAUUAAGAAGUCUUUUUUAUUAUGAAGAAGGUAGCCUGCCCAUCUUAAACACAACAAAACUUCAUAUUGUUUUACCAAUGAACACAAAUUUCUGGGUUCUUUUGCGUGACGGAAUCAAGACUUCAAAAAUACUAGAAAUGACAAACAUAGAUGGCAAAAGCCAAUUUUCAACUUAUGAAACUCAACAAAAUCUUACUUUAGCGAAUUCCAAGACAUCUAUUCUAUUGCUUAAUAAAGUUGAUUUACUCUGGGACGACCUUCUCCUCAUCUUCCAGUUUGUUUGGCAUACAUCAGUAGAAUGCUUCCAAGUCCAACAUGUGACUUUUGGAGGCAAGGUUUAUCUUGACCAUAAUUCAUUUGAUUACUCAAAUACUGCAAUGAGAACUAUAAAAUUGGAGCACAUACAGUUCAGAAUUUUUUAUAUUCCACAGGAAAGGGUCUACUUGCUUUUUACCAAAAUGGAUAUAGAAAACCUGACUAUAUCAGAUGCACAAAUGCCACACAUGCGGUUUCCUAAUUAUCCUACAAGAUUCAAACAUUUAAAUUUUGCUGAUAAUAUCUUAACAGAUGACCUGUUUAAGCAACCUAUCCAAUUGCCUCAUUUGAAAACUUUAAUUUUGAAGGGCAAUAAAUUGGAGACACUUUCUUUAGUGAGUUUCUUUGCCAACAACACAUCCUUGAAGCACUUAGAUCUCAGCCAGAAUCUGUUACAAUAUGAAAAUGAUGAAAAUUGCUUUUGGCCAGAAACCUUGAUCACUAUGAACCUGUCAUCCAACAAAUUUGCUGAUUCUGUUUUCAGGUGCUUGCCCAGAAGUAUUCAAAUACUUGACCUGAAUAAUAACAAAAUUCAAACUGUCCCUAAAGAGAUUAUUCAUCUGAAGUCUUUGCGAGAACUAAAUCUCGCAUUUAACUUUCUAACUGAUCUUCCUGGGUGCAGUCAUUUCAGAAAACUCUCAAUUCUGAACAUUGAAAUGAACUUAAUUCUCAGCCCAUCUCUGGAUUUUUUCCAGAGCUGUCAGGAAGUUAAGACUCUGAAUGCAGGAAGAAAUCCAUUCCGGUGUACCUGUGAAUUAAGAGAUUUCAUUCAGCUGGAAAAAUAUUCACAGGGCAUGAUGAUUGGAUGGUCAGAUUCAUAUAUCUGUGAAUACCCUUUGAAUCUAAAGGGGACUCGGUUAAAGGAUGUUCAUCUUCCUGAAUUAUCUUGCAACACAGCUCUGUUGAUUGUCACCAUUGUGGUUAUCAUGCUAGUUCUGGGGACGGCUAUGGCCUUCUGCUGCCUCUACUUUGAUCUGCCCUGGUAUCUCAGGAUGCUAGGUCAGUGGACACAGACAUUGCAGAGGAUUAGGAAGACAACCCAAGAACAACUCAAGAGAAAUGUCCAGUUCUAUGUGUUUAUUUCAUACAAUAAACAUGAUUCUACCUGGGUGAAGUAUGAAUUAAUUCCCAAUCUAGAGAAAGAAGAGAACUUGAUUUGCCUUCAUGAAGGAAACUUUGAUCCUGGCAAGAGCAUUACUGAAAAUAUCACGAACUGCAUUGAGAAAAGCUGUAAGUCCAUCUUUGUUUUGUCUCCCAACUUUGUCCAGAGUGAGUGGUGCCAUUAUGAACUUUACUUUGCCCACCAAAAUCUCUUCCAUGAAAAUUCUGAUUACAUAAUUUUUAUCUUGCUAGAACCCAUUCCACUCUACUGUAUUCCUACCAGGUAUCCUAAGCUGAAAGCUCUUAUGGAAAAGAAAGCAUACUUGGAAUGGCCCAAAGAUAGGCGUAAAUGUGGACUUUUUUGGGCAAAACUUAGAGCUUCUAUUAAUGUUAAUUUAUUAGAAACCAGAGAGAUGUGUGAACUACAGACAUUUGUGGAGCUGAAUGAAGAGUCUCAAGGUUCUGUAAUCUCUCUGAUAAGAACAGACUGCCUAUAAAAAUCCUCCCUUCCCAUAGGGAAAUGGGCCUUGCAUACACCAUGGGGAUAGAAAUUGAUACAGCCUUUAUGAUGGUUAUUUGGCAAUAUCAUUUAAAUGAAAAAUGACUACUUUUAUGUCACUUCCUCGAAGGAUUUCUAAGAAUGUAUCCUACAGAAAUACAAGUUUGCAAAGGCUUCUAUAAAACGGUGUUCAUCCCAGAAUUAUUUGUAAUACUGAAAAAUUGAAAACAGCUCAUGUUUCCACAGAAUAAAAACGAAUUCAAUAAAUUAUAGUUCAUUAAUGCGAUAAAAUGUUACACAGCCAUUAAAAAGAAUGAGGUAGUUCUAUAUUUACUGGUAUGGAGAAAAUUAUAUUAAUAUGGUGGUUUAUAUAUUGAAAUAAAAGUCUAAAUGAAUCUAUA